AGUGCUGCGAAGACUGCGACCGCUUAUAAAUAUUUCUAUAGAUUUGUCUCCAUUUUAAUAAGUAACAAUUUAGAACCUAUUGCAAAACUUACACCCAUAAAUUUAUGACAAUUUUGACUACACCGGCUCGAUGUCUGGGCAACCGACUGCCGCGUAACGUGUAGCAGGUUUGAUUCCCGCACGGAGCAACUUGAACUUGUGAUCCACAAAUUGUUGUUUCUAGUCUAAGUGUCAUGUGUAUGUAAACUUGUAUGUUUGUAAACGCACCCACGACACAGGAGAAAAUCCUAGUGUGAGGCAAAGUUUAAAAAUAUCUCAAAUAUAAUUUACAUCAUCAAAAGUAAACACGAAUAUUAAUAAGCUAUAGCUAAAUAACUAAACUUUGCACGAUAAAUCCCUUCCCGCGGAGUAAUUGCAAAAUAUUAGGAGCGUUGGGCUCGAGUACGUCUCGCGACAGUCGGUGCAAGUGCUAACGAUGCGGUGGUUCGUGUUGUGCUGUCUUGCUGUCAGUGUUGUUGGACAAAAUGUCACUGAGAAAGAUGAACCGCCGGAGUCGAUAUUCGACUACCACUCAAUGCCUGCGCUGUCGGAGUUGGAUGACUUCGACCUUUGUCUGAGGAAGCCUGACGCAGUCUACUGCAUCGUAGACCUGGAACUUCUCGAAGACGAUACCCCAUUGUAUCAGUUUAUAAAGAACUUCUCCUCAUUAUCCUACAAGAACUAUCAGCACUCGAAGCUGCACCGAGGAGUGUGUGGGUCUCAGCAUUGUGGCCUGAACACCACGCAUGCAGACGCUGGCGAGUCCACGUCUGAAGCUUUGAAGAACUGCCUGAAUAGCAGCAUACAUCAGGGGUAUGGAUUGCAGGUGGAAAAUCUAUCAGUCCGGUACUGUAAGACUCAGGAUGAUUACGUACCACCCGAUGUCCUGGAUUACGUCAUCGGAGUUCUACUCCUAGCUCUCCUGUUGGUGAACCUGGGAUGUUCCGCUUAUUACUUCUUAUGGCCCGUGGAGAAGGAAAAAGCUAAUAAAUUCAUGCUGGCUUUCUGCGUCCAAACGAACUGGAAAGCUUUGAAACAUGGAGGCAGCGCUGAGGGUGGGAUCUUCAAAUGUUUCCAGGCGUUGAGAUUCUACACAAUGGUGAUGAUCUUAGGUCUGCACUCGAUGAUCUUCAUCGGCUACGGGUACACUGCUAACCCAGAGUUUAUUGAGAAUUCUUACGAUGAUUUCUUCAAAGCUCUCCUCUUCAACGCUCGAGUGAUAGUCCAGAUCUUCUUCGUGAUGGGAGGGUUUCUCAUGGCCUACAAGAUGCUGGUGUACGCUGAGUCUCAUCCAUUUACAUUGAAGACUGUUCCCAUGGCACUCGUGAAUAGAUGGUUGAGGUUAAUGCCAGCAGUACUAGUAGUGAUGGGUCUAGCCAUGACUUGGGUACCACAUAUGGGGUCUGGACCGAUGUGGGACGCUGUGGUGAAGAGAGAACGGGACAUGUGCCGCAUGAACUGGUGGCAGCUGGUCAUCCUGAGCCCUAACCUCUUCCCCUUCGAGCAUCUUUGUUUACCACAGGCUUGGUACCUCGGUACAGAUACCCAGCUGUUCCUGAUAACUCUGGUGGUCCUGCUCAUCAUCUGGAGAUGGCCCAGGAGUGGAGUACCAGUUCUCUCUUCCGUCAUGGUCAUCAGUUUGCUGAUACCUUUCCUGCAGAGUUACUUCAUGAACUUACUGCCUAUUAGAGUCAGCAUAUUCCCUGAAUCAAUAAGAGAUAUAUUCGGAUACAACGACACGUUCUACCAUGCCUAUGUGUCGGCGCAAGGCAACUGGGCUGGUUAUCACCUUGGAGUACUGACUGCUUACUUCUACCAUAAGGCUCAGCAGAAGAAAUGGGAUCUUAGAGGGUCUAUGCUCAUGAAGCUCCUCUUCCUAGCGUCAAUUCCCAUCGCGGGUGGUACUGUAUUAAUGGGUUGGGACCUCCACCACCGUGAGGCUUCAGCCUUCGAAGCAGCCGUAUUCAACGCUUUGAACCAGAACUUCUUCGCUCUAGCCAUCUGCGUGUUCAUCAUUGGUUACUUUUAUAAGUUGAAUAGGAUCUACGUAGGCUCCGUGGAGUGGGGUCCUCUACAGCCUCUAGGCAGAAUGUCCUACUGCGCCAUGUUGCUCCACGCCACGGUGCUGAGGACCUACGGAGGUCAGAUGAGGAGGUCCUUCUAUGCUACUGACUAUACUGCGAUAAUGCUGUACGCCGGUAUAGUAACAACAACGUAUCUCUUCGCUCUCCCUCUCUAUCUCUUCGUGGAAGCUCCAGCCUGUCAACUGCAGAAACUCCUUCUUGGCCCAAAAAGGAGACCAGAAAGAAAUGAGAAAGAAGAUUCGAACGCCAAUCACGUAAAACCUGGAAUUUCAAAUGUAUCUGUUAACACCGUAUCUACACAUAUUUAAAUUUGCAACAACCUGUACAUAUUUUUAAUCAUGCAAUCGAAUUUGAACUCUAUACUCAGUAAAGUAAGGUAAAUAAUGGUGUGAUUUUCCAUCUAGAAAAUUCUUAACAUUUUUGUGGUUUUUAAUCGUGCAUUCGAAUUUAAACUCUUUGCUCAUUAAGUUAGAAAUGAAAAAGGUGUGAAGGCCUUUUAAAAUACUCAUUUAAAUGGAUUUUUCUCAGUAACAUGUGUCUGGAAAAUGUGCAAUUGAAUUUAUAUUCUAAGUCCAGUCGUUUAAAGAACAAAUUGCUAAAUCAAACAUCUGUUCGUAUUAAUCCGUAGACUAUCAAAUGCAAUAAAUAUUUUAAUUACUUUUACAAUAUUCCAAUUGGUUGAAUAAUCCCGUCUGAAACUUUAAUUCUCGAAUAAUCUUUUCAUAAACCUAUCGAUUUUGAAUUUAUUAAUAGUUUUAUCGAUACAAAACCAAUUUUAAAUUGUUCUAUUGGUAUAGAAACUCAAUUUUUUAUACUAUUCAGUUAAUCCUUUAAUGGAUUUUGAGAAUUUUAUAACGUGAAAACAUUGUAACACAAAUACAUUAUGUAGGCUGUAAAAGGAACGCUACCUAACGCCGCAAACAAAGAAUGGGAAAAAACGACGAAAUUUCCAGAAAAAUAAAAAAAUCUGUGUUUAUUUUAUACAAUAAUAGUAAAGUUGUAAUCAUGCAACAUCUGCUUAAAGGUAAGCGUCCAAAGGCCCGCAUCGCACGCAUUCCGUAUGACGUCAUCAGUACGCAUCGCAUGUAGGCAUUGCUGAUGAUGCGAUGCGGAUCAGUGGACGCAGUUCUAUGAGUUUCUAUACAAGACACUUAAAUUCGUUGCGUGCGAUGCGUACGAUGCUUGCCUGUGGACACGUACCUUUAGGCCCUUUAGGCUGAUUUUGCAUGAAUAACACAAAAACAAUAUCAAUUAAAAUUAUAAAAACAAAAAAAAGGGUUUUUCGGGAGCGUUCCAUUUACACCCUGUAUGUAUCUUUGUUUUUUUUUUCUAAUGUAACGGGAGCAUAAUAUAGCUAUCUCACUUACACACACUUUUAUAAUAUGCGAUUAUACUUACAUAACAAUAUCAUGCAUCUCAUUCUUUUUCAAAUUUAAAAUGGUUUAAGCAAUUUAGUCUCUAAUUCUAAUAGCUUUAAAGUUCUUUUUAAGUAAUUUUCUCGAUUGAUGCCCUCAUAAGGCUGCAGGGUGGUCCAGAUGGCCUUAAGUAUUAUGACGGACGCGACAUUUGGUCCGUCAGUGUUGUACAUAGUAUAUGUUGGUAUAAUCAAACUAGGGGAUACAGUGUGUAAGGUAAAAUAAGACUUUGUACAUAGUUUUUAAGGUUUAGUUUUCUAUGCUAGCUAUUUACUGUAUAUUUUUUGUAAUAAAGUUUUUUUU
Messenger RNA from Spodoptera frugiperda (fall armyworm), 3841 nucleotides. Its product is annotated as regulator of hypoxia-inducible factor 1. Lineage: Eukaryota; Metazoa; Arthropoda; Insecta; Lepidoptera; Noctuidae. Gene Ontology annotation, molecular function: acyltransferase activity, transferring groups other than amino-acyl groups. The transcript is spliced from 13 exons. The record is from RefSeq and is a predicted model, not a curated record. Bases 476 to 2431 code for a protein of 651 amino acids.